Molecule: messenger RNA, 2355 nt
Organism: Nilaparvata lugens (brown planthopper)
Lineage: Eukaryota; Metazoa; Arthropoda; Insecta; Hemiptera; Delphacidae
Exons: 2
Coding region: 274-627 (117 amino acids)
Source: RefSeq, a predicted model, not a curated record
GUUCAAUUGCACAAGUGUGCUUCAUUGUAAUCAAUAUAGGUUUGUUUUGUGAUUAGAAAUCAGGUGUAUUGAGCCAAUACACUCUUAUUACACUCUUAUAUUUUCAAUGGUUGGAGGAUAGACUAGUACAGGCUACUGGUGUACAAAUUCACUUGUGUUCGUAAUUAGUGUCCGAAACAUAACUAAAGAGGUAUCAAGGAAGGAUAUCCAUGAAAAUAAUAUAGGCCUACUUUACUGUAUCUCACAAGUCAUUCGCAAACAAUAAUACGCAAGAUGCAGCUGAUGCUAGUGAUGCUGGCAUUGAUGUUGGAUGCGAGUCGCGCAAUGCAGGAGGUGGCCUCUGAAGCGGCGUUCAUCCAGCUGCUAGGCGGCUCGGUGGGCGCUCUCUACGUCACAGACGGACAGGGUGAUCCGGACAUUUCGACGCUCGAGACUGCUUGCAGCCAAGUGCCAUCGGUGGUCUGCGCAUACGGAGUGCAGAAGCAAGGCAACGCAAUUGAUAAAGGCCUGUUCGGCCGCUACAACCCCGGUCAGGUUGGCUUCUUCAAGGAUGGCCGUUGGGCUUCAACUCUCUCCGUCAAGGGAGAUUUGAUUGCUAAGCUCAAAACUCUCACCGGAGCCCGUUAAUUCAAUUUCUAUCUUCAUUUUUCAACAACUCUAUCGAAUUUUCAUCUUCUAUUUAUCACUACUUACGGCAUCUUUUAGGGCAACUCAAUAUAUUUGACGAAAUCAACCACCUCUUAUAGUCAGCCCAAUGAAAAUAGACCGAUGAAUAUUUCCCAAUACAAUUCAAUUUAUUCGCAACACACAAGAAUACAAUGAGAAAAUGCAAUAUACAACAAAACAAUAGCAGUAACAAUGAUAUUAACACAUUAAAGACAAUAUUGCUAAAAUGAUUUGUGCUGGAAGAAAGAGGGGGAAACUACCUUGCCAACUAUGGUCCCCCAUGUAAUAUGCAGGUAAGGUAAAACUGAAAGGGAAGGGUGUGUGAUAGGGAAGUGAAAGAGGGUAGUUAGAUAGGCAGGGCUGGGGGAAAGGAAGAUGUGAAAUAACAAUAAAGAUAACGGUUACAAUAAUUUGAAGAUUAAAAAAAUAAUUGCUUUUUAUCCAAUUAAUGAUUUCCUGCUCCAUUUCCUUUGUAAUUUCAGCAUUGUUGAGAAGAUGAUCCAGAAUUUUAUUGAUUAUUAUAUUACUUAGAUAAAUAAGUUGCCGUCCAAUUGUUUCAAUAUUAGUAUUAUUUAUAUCAAAUACUUAUUUGAAGUAGGUCUCAAGCUGUGAUGUCUAUUUAAUGCGUUGUUGGUACAUGGGGAAUUUGUUCUAUUUUUUUAUUAAAGAUUUGAUUACAUUUUCAACAUAAUAUAACUGUCUAACUGUCAAAACCUUGAAUUCAUCAAAUAUAAGGUCAGUCGAGAAAAAUCUGGGUUUAUUAAAAAUAGAUUUAAUAAUUAUUAAUUCCUGCAUUAUGAACAGUUCUUCCAAAUGGGAAUUAUAACACCCUCCCAUACUGCUAUUCCGUAUUGGAUUAUAGACUGUACUAGGCCUAUAGCAAAAAAGAGCAUUUUAAGAUGAGUUGGAUUCAGAGUUUUUUUAGUUGCAUGAAAUUUGUAAAGAGGUAUUUCAUCCUUCUGCAAAUGAAUUCGAUAUGGAUAUAUUAAACCCAUUUCAGGCUCUUAUUUAUAUAGAUAUCUAGAUUGCUAGAUAUUUACAAUUUUUAACUUUACUAUUGAUAGGACAAGUGCAGGAGUUGGGGUCAAGGCUGCAAUUUGAAUGGCAGAGUUUCAAGUUUAAUUCUUUUUCUGGCUGUCCUAAUUUAUUGGAAGGAAAAGAAAUAUAUUUGGUUUCUUGUAUGUUCAAGCUCGAAGUAUUUUUAUCUAGCUACUUUUUUAUACUCAAUCAAUUUUGCUCUAUAAUUUCAUGGAGCCAAUCAGAAGACCAACCAACCAGUAGAAAAAUUCCUCUGCCAGAAGAUACAACUCCAACAACGACUAGGAUCAGCCCUGGCUGAAGCAGAAGUCAUCGCAUUGCUAACAAACCAACUGAACCAUGAACUCCGGACCCUGGUCCAGGCAGCACGACCACAGGAUCUCACCUGCACCAGUGUCAACAGGCAAUCAUUCAGCAGCAGCUUCCAAGUGCCACUUCUGUCCUGAGUACACUUCCUAAGUACUCACUUCCACCGGGACUGUCCAGUGAAAACAAGGGCACCACCAAUCAACUACACACCACCAGCUCCAAAAUGUCAUUCCUUUCCCGAGUAUCACUACCACCGAGAUUCUCCAGUACAGAAGGCAUCAAGGCAGGGAAAUGACAAUACUGGAGGGAAUCAGACCCCACCUUUCCAUCAAAGACACAGGU